AUGGAUCAGGAAUUUAAACUCUUCUUAAGAAAAUUGACAUCAAGUGUUAUUUUCGGAACUUACUUUGGAUUUGCGAUGAGUAUCUAUUUCAGAAAACGAUUUGUAAGUUGUACUGCACUCUCAAUAGGUACUUUAAUGGGUUAUUAAUACUGUGAGACUAAUAAGAGGUUUGGAAUGAUUGGGCACAUUGCAGCAGAUCCUUAGUAUAAACCUCCAGAAAAGUAGGGAAAGUAUCUUACAGAUGAAUAGAUUCUUUCAAAGCUUACAGAUCUAAAUGGACAUUGA
This is a messenger RNA of Stylonychia lemnae, 285 nucleotides long. The record is from the annotation of a GenBank genome assembly. Lineage: Eukaryota; Ciliophora; Spirotrichea; Sporadotrichida; Oxytrichidae.